AUGAGUGCCGGGUUUGCCGGGGCUGGGGAAGACUCGGUUCCAAGCGAGAGUCCUGCUGUAAUAACGGCAGAGCGGCAGACCGAGAUUACUAAAGCUGUCAAGGAAGAGAGCAAGAGUGGACUUGAACCCGAGGAAGAUCUCACUAUCUUAACCAAGGGGUCUCACUACUGGGAAUUGUCCUCCAUGGCGCCGCUCAAUGCCGUGUCGGCGGCCGCCAUCGCCCGGCUGCGCGCCUACCGCCCGCCGCCCUUCCCUCUAUGGGAUCGUCUGCCGCUGAGCCGCCGCGCUGCCGUCCUUAUGCUGUUGUAUGCCGACAAGCGUGGCGACCUGCGCGUGGUGAUCACAAUGCGCGCGGCCAGUUUACGGAGUUUUUCGGGACACGCCGCCCUCCCUGGCGGUAAGGCCGACUCGCUGGAUGAGACACCCUACCAAAUCGCCCGCCGCGAAGCCUGGGAAGAAAUUGGCCUGCCCAUGGACGACUCCAAGAUUCCUCCCCCCUUCCGCAUUGAGCAUCUAUGCUACCUACCCAUGAACCUGGCGCGCAACGAGUUAGUCGUGCGGCCGUGCGUCGCAUUCUUGCAUACCGCUCCCGAUCCGACAACGCCUUCCGCAACCCCAUCGCCAUCCUCUUUCCCUUCUUUAAACCAGGGGCCUCGUUCACCAACUACUCAGUCCCCGGCAGCGCUGUCCCCCUCAUCCUCAGCCAGCUCUUCGAAUCCAACGAAACUUUCCAAGAAGAACACCGCGGACCUAACAGUGGAAGAUUCCCUCAUCCCACGCCUCGAUGCCAAAGAAGUCGCCGCGGUCUUCUCGGCCCCCUUCCACAACUUCCUCCGCGCGACAGACGAACCGCCUGCCAGUCCCGAGGACGGCCCCCUACCCCCCGGGAAAUGGUACGAAGGCCAAUGGGCCACCUGGCACGACCAGGCGUGGCGUAUGCACUUCUUUUACGUGCCGGUGUCGAACCAGAAGGUUGUUAGGCCGAGUGUCAAAGGGCGAAAAUCUACUACUACUACUCCUACUGCUCCUACUCCUGAAGCUAAUGGGAACGGGGAUGGAGAGAGAGAAGAGAAGAAAAGCCAGGAGCAGGAUGAUGAGUUGGAUGCACCAAGGUAUAAAGUGUGGGGAAUGACGGCGCGGAUCCUGGUCGAUGCGGCGACCAUUGCGUAUGGGGAGCAGCCCGAGUUUGAGCAUAAUCGACAUUUUGGAGAUGAGAAGAUUAUUGUGCAGUUGGCGGAGCAGGGGAGGCUGGGGCCUAAGAAGCGGGAGAGGGACGCGGCGGCUAAGGAGAAGGAGAAGGACGGGGAGAGCAAGAAGCAGAAGGGGAUUGAUGGGAGUGAUGGCGGGGAGUCGAGUAAAAUGUGA
Molecule: messenger RNA, 1365 nt
Organism: Thermochaetoides thermophila DSM 1495
Lineage: Eukaryota; Fungi; Ascomycota; Sordariomycetes; Sordariales; Chaetomiaceae
Exons: 4
Coding region: 1-1365 (454 amino acids)
Biological process (GO): coenzyme A catabolic process
Molecular function (GO): coenzyme A diphosphatase activity; acetyl-CoA hydrolase activity
Source: RefSeq, a predicted model, not a curated record